UCCGGGCGCCUUUCACCAGCGUAACCCACUAACGCUGUGUGUAUCUGUGAAAGAGAAAUCGAGCCUUGUUUACAGCAGCGACGAUUCAGCGGAGCCGAGCUGCAGAUACAGGACUUUACUACGCGCUUAUCUGAGAUGAUAACGAGGAGGACGGUGGUGAUAACAGCGAGAAUGAUAUACCUUCAGACCUGUCAAUGAAAACGUAUUUGGCCGGGAAAUAGGAAAACGGGGCACCCGUUUCUGUAGGAAGGAAAAAAAUCGGGUAGCUAGCGUGCUUGCUAACGUAAUUCAAAAUCUCAGAGCGAGCAGACGGGAGUAAAGGCGAGUGGAGAGCGAGGGGAAAACGGAGGACGGAGAGCUUGCAGUUGGCUAAAGCCGUUCUUUUCCAGCCCCGACUGGUGGCUAUUAUUUACAUAUUUCCUCCGUCCGUCUAUCUCUCCCUGUUAGGACUGUUCCUCUUUCCAUUCAUCUGAGGAAAACUAAUCACCUUGCUGCCUAUGAAGAUCACCACGCAUCCCCCUCCUUUCGCAUCCACGUCUCACCCAGCUAGCCUAGCUUUGCUUUGCUCCUGCUUAGCUUAGCCUGGCCGGCGUCUCGCGAAGCUUUUAUUCGGCUCGGCUCGGCUCUCGGCGCCGAAGAGUUGCGAAGAAAUGGAGUGCGAAGAUGCGGCUUCCCAGAUCGCCUCGUCGUGUUUUUCCCGGCUAUAUCCCUCGUUCGGCGUCUUUCAAGGAUAGUAAACGGAACCGAGUAGCGCUAAAACGCCCGUUGGCGGUCCAUGCCGAAGAAAAGGCGAGCUAGCGUUUGUUUGGCAGGCUAAGCUAACCCAAGCUACGCUAAGCUAACUGGAUUGAAAGAUCACUUUAUAACAACGGACUAACGUUAACGAAUCCCCGCAGGCUUCAGCAGCACUGCUGCUCGGCUUUUGUUUUUCUUUUCUUGACUGAAAAAGCGUUUUUUUUCUUCUUCGGCAAGGGAGAAAGCCAAAGCUAAGCCAGCUAGAUAAUAAGUUAAAAUAAUUUUGCUCAGUUUCGAAUUUUUUUCAGUCAGAGAGAAAACAAAACGCUGUGAAGUAACUCCGUUACAGACCUCCGCCUCAGCCCCAACCGCCGAAGUUCGUUUCUGAAUCUUUAUUUUCUUUGCUCCCUUUUUUUUUUUUAUUUAAAGAAAACAAGUGUUUACAGGAAUGAGGUCUUGGAGAGCAAGGAAUCGUUUGACCUUAUUUUGUGGUCUGCUGCUGUCCCUCUUCACUAUUUGCCCAUGGCCCGCAAACGGAGAAAUCUGUGGUCCAGCCAUCGACAUUGGAAACGAAAUCAGCGAUUUCAAGAAACUGGAGAACUGUACGGUGGUUGAGGGCUACCUGCAGAUUCUUCUUAUCGGAGGCAAGAACAACAACAAUCAGGAGGUCUUCCGCACCCUCAGUUUCCCCAAGCUGACCAUGAUUACAGACUAUCUUCUCCUCUUCCGUGUUGCUGGUCUGGACAGUCUGAGCACCCUUUUCCCGAACCUUACGGUCAUCCGAGGCCGCAAUCUCUUCUACAACUAUGCUCUGGUCAUAUUUGAGAUGAACAACUUGAAGGACAUUGGCCUCUACAGCUUACGGAACAUCACUCGAGGCGCAAUACGGAUUGAAAAGAACCCGGAGCUCUGUUACUUGGAUUCUGUUGACUGGUCCCUCAUUAUGGAUGCUGAUUUUAACAACUUCAUUGCGGGAAACAAGAAGGCCAAAGAGUGUGGAGAUGUCUGCCCAGGGAUCAUGGAGGACAAACCGUUAUGUAUCAAGACCACCUUCAGCGAUAAUAGCAGGGACCGCUGCUGGACCUCCAACCACUGCCAGAAAGUGUGUCCGAAAGAGUGCGGGCAGCGCGCGUGCACAGUCAACAACGAGUGCUGCCACCCUCAGUGCCUGGGCAGCUGCACGGUGCCGAACAGUGACAGGGCCUGUGCCGCCUGCCAGCACUACUACCACGAGGGCCGCUGCGUGCAGGACUGCCCCCCAGGCACCUACAAGUUUGAGGGCUGGCGUUGCAUCACCAUGGACCUGUGCUCCAGAGUCCACCUGCCCGAUUAUGACCGUUUCGUCAUCCACGGAGGAGAGUGCAUGGCAGACUGCCCACCAGGAUUCACCCGCAACGAGAGCCAGAGCAUGUUCUGUAGUGCCUGUGAUGGCUUAUGUGACAAGAUCUGUGAUGGAAAAGUGAUAGACUCUGUGGAUUCUGCACAGUCACUAAAGGGCUGCACUGUUAUUAAAGGCAGCCUGCAUAUCAACAUCCGCCGUGGCAAUAACAUAGCAUCUGAGCUGGAGAACUUCCUAGGCCUCAUCAAGACAGUGACUGGAUAUUUGAGGAUCAGUCAUUCUCACACUCUGGGCUCGCUGUCCUUCCUCAAGAGUCUUCGCUACAUCAAUGGAGAGGACCUCCAUGACGAACUGUAUGCCUUCUCUGUGGUGGAUAACCAGAACCUCCAGUUUCUGUGGGACUGGUCACAGCACAAUCUGACCAUCAAUACAGGGAAGCUCUUCUUCCGAUUCAACCACAAGCUGUGCAUGUCUGAGAUUCGUAAGAUGUGGCUGAAUACAGGCAUCAAGGAGAAGUUUGUUGAAGAAGACUUCCGGAAUAAUGGAGACCGUGCAAGCUGUGAAAGCAAAAUCCUGAAGUUCAUCAACAAUAGCACUGGGAGUAACACGAUAACAUUGACGUGGGAGCGAUAUCGACCACCAGACUACAGGGACCUUGUCAGUUUUGUAGUGUACUACAAAGAAGCGCCUUUUCAGAACAUCACUGAGUUUGAUGGUCAGGAUGGCUGUGGAUCAAAUAGUUGGAUGACAGUGGAUGUGGACUUGCCCCAGGAUGAAAACAAAAACCCUGGAAUCCACCUGUCUGGCCUCAAGCCCUGGACCCAGUAUGCCAUCUUUGUGAAGGCUGUCACGUUGGUAGUGGAGGACAAAGACAGACACAUUCUCGGGGCUAAGAGUGAGUUGGUGUACAUUCGGACGAAGCCUUCAGCACCCGCAAUGCCUGCCGAGGUUCGCGCCUACUCUAACUGGUCCAUAAGUCUGGUUGUCCGAUGGUCUCCUACUGCGUCUCCUAAUGGGAAUCACACCUACUAUCUUCUCCGCUGGCAACAGCAGGGGGAAGACCGUGAACUCUACCAACACAACUACUGUUCCAAAGAACUAAAAAUUCCCAUCAGGAUGUCAGCUACAGGGGUAACGGACAUCACAGAGGACACGAUGCCCACCAAUCCAGACUCAGUGGGACGAGACAAAACCCCUUGCUGUCCAUGCCCUAAGACGGAAAAGGAGAUGAAACGGAGAGAUGAUGACACUUAUUACCGUAAAGCAUUCGAGAACUUCCUCCACAAUUCCAUCUUCAAGCCCAGGCCUCAUGACCGACGAAGGAGGGACCUGUUUGGCGUGGCCAACUCCACGUUCAUCCACACCCUGCUAGGGCCCAACGGUAGCCUAUCAGAGGGCAAUUUCUCUCACCCAGAGCAUCCCAGGCAGGAAUUUUCUUUCUUUGAGAGGAAGGUGAAGGAGAGGAGCGCUGAGAUAAGCGACCUGCAGCCCUUCACCGUCUACCGCAUCGACCUGCACGCCUGCAACGAGGAGGUCCAGCAGUGCAGCGCCCCCACCUUCGUCUUCUCCAGGACCAAACCGGCUGACAAAGCAGAUGACAUUCCUGGCCCAGUGACGUGGGAAGGUCAGGAGGACUUUGUCAUUCUGAAGUGGCCGGAGCCAGUCAGGCCCAACGGCCUUAUCCUGCUCUAUGAGAUCCAGUUCCGCCUGGGCCCCGAGCUGGAGAAGCAUGAGUGUGUGUCCCGUCAGCACUAUAAGGAGCACCGAGGCGUGCGGCUCACUAACUUGGGGCCAGGGAACUACUCGGCUCGUGUGCGGGCCACUUCACUGGCGGGGAACGGCUCAUGGACAGAACCCAUAGCUUUUUAUGUGCCACAGCUUGAACGGUACGAAAACUUGAUCUAUUUAGUGAUCAUCCCCAUCGUGAUCUUUCUGGCCUUACUUGGCACGGGCCUGGCUCUGGUCAAUAAGAAAAGGAAAAGUGACAGGCUGGGAAACGGAGUUCUGUAUGCCUCAGUCAACCCAGAGUACUUCAGUGCAGCUGAAAUGUAUGUACCUGAUGAAUGGGAAGUGGCACGAGAGAAAAUCACCAUGUGCAGAGAACUGGGCCAGGGCUCCUUCGGAAUGGUGUAUGAAGGCAUCGCUAAGGGUGUCGUCAAGGAUGAGCCUGAAACCAGGGUGGCUAUAAAAACAGUCAACGAGUCGGCUAGCAUGCACGAGCGCAUCGAAUUUCUUAAUGAAGCGUCGGUCAUGAAGGAGUUUAACUGUCACCAUGUGGUGCGUCUGCUGGGCGUGGUCUCACAGGGACAGCCCACUCUAGUGAUUAUGGAGCUCAUGACACGGGGAGAUCUGAAGAGUUAUCUACGAACGCUACGGUCCAAAGAGAAUACAUCCAGCCUGCCUUUGCCACCCCUGAAGAAGAUGAUUCAGAUGGCUGGAGAGAUAGCAGACGGCAUGUCAUACCUCAAUGCUAACAAGUUUGUCCACCGAGACUUAGCAGCCAGGAACUGCAUGGUAGCUGAAGACUUCACAGUCAAAAUCGGAGAUUUUGGCAUGACGCGGGACAUUUACGAGACCGAUUACUACAGAAAGGGUGGGAAGGGACUGCUGCCUGUGCGCUGGAUGUCUCCAGAAUCCCUCAAAGACGGAGUCUUCACCACCAUGUCUGACGUGUGGUCAUUCGGGGUGGUGUUAUGGGAGAUUGCCACCUUGGCAGAGCAGCCCUAUCAGGGCAUGUCCAACGAGCAGGUAUUGCGCUUCGUCAUGGACGGAGGCCUGCUGGAUAAGCCUGACAACUGCCCAGAUAUGCUGUUUGAGCUGAUGCGCAUGUGCUGGCAGUACAACCCCAAGAUGCGGCCAUCCUUCCUGGAGAUUAUCAGCAGCAUCAAAGAUGACCUGGAGCCGCCCUUCAGGGAGGUCAGCUUCUUCUACAGCGAAGAGAACAAGCCUCCUGACACAGAGGAGCUGGACAUGGAGAAGGUGGGCACCAUGGAAAAUGUUCCACUGGAGCCUUCUACCAGCCUGCAGCCACUUACGCCUGCUUCAGCCUCGCCCCCACAGGGCGUCCAGGCCCAGAGCCCCGCCGUCCCAGGACCUUCUUCACCCCCUCCUUCGUCCCCAGGCUCCUCGGGACUGGACAAACGCACAGGCUCUGGCUCAGGGUCCAUUUCCUCAGCCAACGGGCCAGCCGUGGUGCUGCGGAGCCCGUUCGACGAGAACCAGCCUUACGCGCACAUGAAUGGCGGCCGGAAAAACGAGCGUGCCUUGCCCUUGCCCCAAUCAUCAGCGUGCUGAUCCACACCCACCCCUCUCAUUUCACCCUUCAGAUCUCUUUCCUCGGUCACAUUGAGCCUCUCUCUUCUUGCCUGGAGCACCCCUGCCCCACAAGGUCUGUCCAAUCACAUCAUCCUUUCUGGAAUGGAAAUGGACAGAAAAGAAAGUAGGUGGGGCUUAAUGGUUUAAAAAAAAAAAAAAACAUGGUGAAAGGAGUCCAGGCUGUACCUUCGAUCAUACCUCAAUGGACGCUGUUUUUGAGGUUUUUUUUUUAUUAUUAUUAUUCUUUUUUUCUUUUGUCUUUGUGGCGCAAACCUCCAGAAGUACAGAGAAACAGAACACUGACUGAAAAGGAAAAGAGAAAAAUAAAAUAAUAACUUCCAAGGAGUUCCCAACUCCCUCCUGAGAGCUGGACUGCUUUUAUACUGUUUUUUGUUACUUUUAUAAAUUUCCAAAUAGGGGAAAAAAAGAGUUUAGAAGCCUAAAUGAAAUCAGUCAUUGGUAAGGUGGCAUUAUUGUACAGCAAAAUGGAGCAUAUCUUUUAAGCAAAUUCAAGAGAGAAGCACUUGGUGGGGGGGUGGGGGUCAUGUCUUUGUUUUUGGUCUGUGUGUCCAAAGACAUGCUGUACAGUGCGUGGUGGCACUAAAGAGAGAGUGCCAGAGGUUUUUUUUUUCUUGACUAUGUGCUCUCAUGUCACUGUAUCCCCCCGCCUCAGAGCAGUACAGGGGGGUUUUCAGUGGCCCCUUAUAGCUGUGGCUUAAAGCCAGGGGCCGCUGAACUGGGCAACGGGAGUUAAAACCCCACACUGUUGGAGUUAUCCUACCGGAAAUUCAGAUUGGUAGAGCAGAAAGGUCUCAAACCUGCCAUUUUUUUUUUUUUUUCCUUUUUUUUUUUUUUUGGCCAAAA
This is a messenger RNA of Pygocentrus nattereri (red-bellied piranha), 6253 nucleotides long. It is a transcript of the gene igf1rb, whose product is annotated as insulin-like growth factor 1b receptor. Gene Ontology annotation, cellular component: membrane; insulin receptor complex; axon. Bases 1184 to 5368 code for a protein of 1394 amino acids. The record is from RefSeq and is a predicted model, not a curated record. The transcript is spliced from 21 exons. Gene Ontology annotation, molecular function: insulin receptor activity; ATP binding; phosphatidylinositol 3-kinase binding. Lineage: Eukaryota; Metazoa; Chordata; Actinopteri; Characiformes; Serrasalmidae. Gene Ontology annotation, biological process: positive regulation of MAPK cascade; multicellular organism development; insulin-like growth factor receptor signaling pathway.